AUGGGCUUGGAGUCCCCAAUCGCUGGCUCAGUGACCUUGGAGGCCAUCCGCCCCUACCUAGUCCGCUGGGUUAACCGGCGACACGGGACACUGUCCUUUAGAUUGGUGCAGGUGCUCACCGUACAUGGAUGCUUUGGUGAGUACCUGCAUCGCGCGGCGGGUCGGGAAGCGACUCCUGUCUGCCACGAAUGCGGCGCACCCGUCGAUUCGGCGUGGCAAACCCGGACGGAAUGUGCGGCUUGGGGCCCUCAGCGGCACUCCCUGACUGCCGUAGUGGAAGGAGAUCUCUCGCUGCCAACAAUCGUGGGCGCAAUGCUCAGCAGCGAGAGGUUCUGGGAGGCUAUGGUAGCAUGGUAG
Hyposmocoma kahamanoa is the source of this 357-nucleotide messenger RNA. RefSeq lists its product as uncharacterized. The transcript has a single exon. Lineage: Eukaryota; Metazoa; Arthropoda; Insecta; Lepidoptera; Cosmopterigidae. The record is from RefSeq and is a predicted model, not a curated record. Bases 1 to 357 code for a protein of 118 amino acids.